Messenger RNA from Miscanthus lutarioriparius, 777 nucleotides. The record is from the annotation of a GenBank genome assembly. Lineage: Eukaryota; Viridiplantae; Streptophyta; Magnoliopsida; Poales; Poaceae.
AUGGCAAACCGCUGCGCCGGCCUCGACCCCACCUGGGCCCACCUCCCCACCCCGGCGCCGACCCACUACAACUGCUCGUCCUCCCCCGCCUGGCUCACCUCCGCCGCCGCCUUCGAGAACGAGGCGCUCACCUCCGCCCUCCGCGCCUCCAUGGCGCCCGCCCACGCCUACUCCGCCGCCGCCGCGUCCUUCUCCCAGGCCACCCCGUCCUCCUCGACGACCUCCUCCGCCUCCGAGCUCCUGUCCGCCUCCAGCGGCCACGACGCUCCUGCGCCGGCAGCGUCCAGCAGGCCCGGCGCCCGGGCCCUGGCGGGGGGACCUAGAGGGGGCCGCGUCACCAAGAACCGCAAGCCGCGGCCAUCGCGGCGCCCGCAGACCACCUACAUCACCGCCGACCCCGCCAACUUCUGCCGCAUGGUGCAGGAGAUCACCGGCCUCCCCGUCCCCGGCCCCUCCUCCUUCCCCACUGCCUCGGAGGCCGCCACCGUCGCGGCGCCCAACUGGACAGCCGCGCCCGCGUGCGUGCUCCCGACGCUGGACACGUCCGCUUUCCUGCUCGACCGCGCCGCCGCCGCGGUGCCGGCGCCGGAGGAAAAGAACCCGGCCGGCGGCGGGCAGGCGUCGACGACGACCGUGACGGACGCCGCCGCCGUGGCAGCUGCUGCGGCAGGGAACGACGACGACUCGUCGGCGCUGCUAGAGCUGGAGGCGCUGGUGUGCGGGGCGGCGGGCGAGUGCGGCUUCCCGACCCUGGAGAGCUGGGGGAUGAUCAUCUGA